This is a messenger RNA of Daldinia decipiens, 945 nucleotides long. RefSeq lists its product as uncharacterized. Bases 1 to 945 code for a protein of 314 amino acids. NCBI's taxonomy places the organism in Eukaryota, Fungi, Ascomycota, Sordariomycetes, Xylariales, Hypoxylaceae. The transcript has a single exon. The record is from RefSeq and is a predicted model, not a curated record.
AUGGCGUCUAACAACUACCCCCAGACGUCACUGCCAGUACCGCCAGCGCCGCCUCAACCUCUAUACCCCAUGCCCCCCUACCCAACGGCACCCUAUCCCACGGUUCCGUAUCCUACAUCUCCCUACCCCAUAUCCAUGCCCCUAUACGCCGCGCCAUCCCCUAACCUACCGCCCCCCAGCCCGCACCGUCCCGCACCGCCGCCUCCCAACAUCAACGUCGGCCCCGCCCUCGUAGACAACUUCGUCGAGCGCGCCCACACGCGCCUCGAGCCCCGACGCGCCAACCCGACCUGGACGGAAGACGCCCUGACCACCGCACUCCAAGACCAACUCGCCAGCGUCAAGCGCAGCAUCCAAGACAUCGUCAGCCAGGAAUUCCACCUCCCCGGCGACAUCGUCCCGCGCGUAUCCGUCCGCCUCUCCCCCGUCGACCUCGGCCCCGACGGCACAUGGCACCACGGCCGCGGCCAGCUCUGGCGCGCCGGCGCCACCGUCUACAUGCCCAAGAUCGCAAUCCGCAUGCCGGAGCGCCGCGCCCCCGAGCGCCGCCGCACCGGCCGACGAGUCGCCACCGGCCCGACCCCCAGCGAUCGCGCGUACGUGGACGCCGCGGAGCGCGUCUUGGACGCCGUCGUCCACGGCCGCGGUCUGAACCGCUACGACCCGCGCACCGAUCUGCGCGGUCUCCCGUUCGACCCCGCCGCCGACUUGCCCCACGCCUGCUUCGAGUUUCAAGAGAGCUCCGGCUCGGUCGACAACUCGUGCCAUAUCAUGCCCACGCACGUGCACGUCUACCUGCCCGCCAAGGUGAAGCGCGUCGACAAUCGCAACACCUGGUUUUACGAGCGGUUGUAUGGGGGGCACCCCCGGGCUAUUGCGCAUCUGACGGGUUGGGCUAACCGUCGGAAUAUCGACUUGAGUUUUCUGACCAUGGCCCGCGCUUAA